Molecule: messenger RNA, 1549 nt
Organism: Conger conger (European conger)
Lineage: Eukaryota; Metazoa; Chordata; Actinopteri; Anguilliformes; Congridae
Gene: prkab2
Product: protein kinase, AMP-activated, beta 2 non-catalytic subunit
Exons: 8
Coding region: 118-933 (271 amino acids)
Biological process (GO): signal transduction
Cellular component (GO): cytoplasm; nucleus; nucleotide-activated protein kinase complex
Molecular function (GO): protein kinase binding
Source: RefSeq, a predicted model, not a curated record
AGCUAGGCGGCCGUAGAGGUAGGUUGUGUUGCGAUUCGAGUGUUGACAAGAAUGUUAACGGAGUCGAUCGCCGUGGAAAUAUAUUUUAAAUAGCGUCGACUGGAGGUCUGACGAAUCAUGGGCAACACCAGCGACCGGGUGUCAGGCGACCGCCACGGGGCGAAGUCGCACCGCUCUGACAGCGGGGGGAGCCACAAAGAGCAGGAGCCCAGUAAAAUCAUGGUGGACAGCACCGAUGACCCCAACGUCUUCAACACGCACACUAUGGAGUCAAAGCCUUCAGGAGAAAAAGACUUCAUGCCCUACAGCCCUGACACAGACGACCCGGUCAAGCCUGGUCCACAGGCCCGGCCAACCGUGAUCCGCUGGGCGGGUGGUGGAAAAGAGGUCUACAUUGCUGGGUCCUUCAACAACUGGAGCACCAAAAUCCCUCUCAACAAAAGCCAUAAUGACUUUGUAGCGAUCCUGGACUUACCAGAGGGCGAGCACCAGUAUAAGUUCUUUGUGGAUGGACAGUGGGUUCAUGACCCCUCAGAGCCUGUGGUCACCAGCCAGCUGGGCACCAUUAACAACCUCAUCCAGGUGAAGAAGUCUGACUUUGAGGUAUUCGACGCCCUGCAGGUGGAUUCCCUGGAGUGUUCCGACACAUCAGACCUCUCCAGUUCCCCCCCUGGCCCAUACGGACAGGAAGUAUACGCCUUUCGGCCCGAGGAGCGGUUCAAAGCCCCACCAAUUCUCCCGCCACACCUCCUCCAGGUCAUCCUGAACAAGGACACCAACAUCUCUUGUGACCCUGCCUUGCUGCCCGAGCCAAACCACGUGAUGCUGAAUCACCUGUAUGCACUUUCAAUAAAGGAUGGCGUAAUGGUGCUGAGUGCUACUCAUCGAUACAAGAAGAAGUAUGUGACCUCUUUACUAUACAAGCCAAUCUAGCCUACUGUAGUUGGCCAGGUCCGCAUGUUUGUACCAUUUAUUAUCACUUUUUGGCUGAGAUUGCACUAGAACAAGUUUACAGAAGGGUCUGAGGCCUGCAACGAGGGUCAGAGGGUCAGAGUCCCUCCGCUGGUGAUAUUCUGAUGUUUAUCCAUAACUCAUCAGAACCCGUACACACAAUGAAGAGGGAGGUACCACAAACCGCCAUGUAUUGACAUGUACAGUUUAUACUUUUAUCUGCCAACGGUCACUAGCUAGUUUAAGCUAGCUCGGGUUUCCUAUUAUUUUUUUGUAACUCUCCUGAGAAUACAUGGCUAGCUUACUAUCUAUUCAUAGAAUGAAUUAGCUGAGUAUGCUAAUUAUUUGUUUAGAGCAUUUGCAGAAUUACUUGGACUCUGUUUAAGUAAAUGGAAAGUAAAUAUCAGCUGGGGACACUGAAAGUUUGGUCCGCAUAUGUUGAUUUGGAAUGCAAUGUGAUCCAAUGGAUUUACAGAAUCCAUUGUUUGAGCUGUUCAAAGCAUUUGUCAGAUAUCUACUGGCAAUAAGAGUUAUACAAUGCUGUAAUGUUAUAUUGUACUGUAAAAAGAUACAUUCAUUGCAGAUUCAUAUUUAACUU